Molecule: messenger RNA, 243 nt
Organism: Iphiclides podalirius (scarce swallowtail)
Lineage: Eukaryota; Metazoa; Arthropoda; Insecta; Lepidoptera; Papilionidae
Source: the annotation of a GenBank genome assembly
AUGGCCUUAGUGCACCUCGGGCUGCCAGGGUGGCAGGCUGCAUUCUCUAAUUUACCAUUGAUACCUUGGGCAGAGCAAUUAUUCCUGCUGCUAGCUCCACAUUUAUUGGAGAGAACAGAAUCGGAAACAAGCUCGAUUGCAGUGUGUAAUGAAACCGGGUUGAACCACAUAGAUCCCAACAUUUUCAAAAUGUCUGCACGUCAUCAUAAAAAUAGUCGCCAAACAAAUCAACAUAUUUCAUCC